Sorex fumeus (smoky shrew) is the source of this 3249-nucleotide messenger RNA. It is a transcript of the gene NR3C2, whose product is annotated as nuclear receptor subfamily 3 group C member 2. NCBI's taxonomy places the organism in Eukaryota, Metazoa, Chordata, Mammalia, Eulipotyphla, Soricidae. Gene Ontology annotation, molecular function: zinc ion binding; DNA-binding transcription factor activity; sequence-specific DNA binding. Gene Ontology annotation, biological process: regulation of DNA-templated transcription. The record is from RefSeq and is a predicted model, not a curated record. Bases 146 to 3106 code for a protein of 986 amino acids. The transcript has 9 exons.
CUCCAUCCUCGCCGCCGAUCGGCUGCGAGCGGACUUGCCGGGGACGGCGGCGGCGGCGGCGGCGGCAGCGGCGGGAGUCUCGGCUGCGCCCCUCUACUGCCCCCCGCCCUGCGCCCCGGCCGCCCCACCAUGUCCUAGAAAAGCUAUGGAGACCAAAGGCUACCACAGUCUCCCCGACGGUCUCAGUCUCGACAUGGAGAGACGGUGGGGGCAAGUGGACCGCCCUGCGCUGGGACCCGGCGAGCGGGCCGAGAGGGCCGAGGAGAAUAGCUGCAUGGAGAUUGUCAACGUCAGCUGCGUUUCCGGUGCUAUUCCACACGACAGUGCUCAGGGAGGCGGCAAAGACAAACCCGAGCUCCUCCCUUGCAUCCAGCAGGACUCCGCUCACCGACCUGGGAUCUUAGCCUCGGAGAUUAAGACCGAGCUGGAGUCCAAGGAACUUUCGGCCACCGUGGCGGAGUCCAUGGGCCUGUACAUGGACUCGGUGCGCGAGGCCGACUAUGCAGCCUACGACCCCCAGCACCCCCACGACGGCGCGAGCCCCGCCAAGCUCUACCCGAACGUGGAGCAGCUGAUGAAGUUCUACAAAGAGAACGGCCACCGGCCGGCCGCCCUGGGUGGGGUCAGCCGGCCCCUGCGGGCCUUCCUGGCCGACUCCGGGGGUGCGGUCAACGGGGGAGCCCUGCGCCCCGUGGUGAAGAGCCCCCUCCUGGGUCACGAGAAGAGCCCGUCGGGGUGCAGCCCUCUGAACCUGACGUCGUCGGGGUGCAGCCCCGCGGGCAUCAACUCCGUGUCCUCCACGUCGGCCAGCUUCGGUGGCAGCUUCCCCGCGCACAGCCCCCUCACCCAGGGCACCCCGCUCACCUGCUCCCCGACCGUGGAGAGCCGGGGCUCCCGCUCGCACAGCCCCGCGCACGCCAGCAACGUGGGCUCGCCGCUGUCCAGCCCCCUAAGUAGCAUGAAGUCACCCCUGUCCAGCCCGCCGAGCCACUGCAGCGUCAAGUCGCCCGUGUCCAGCCCCAACAACGUCACGCUGCGCUCGUCGGUGUCCAGCCCGGCCAACGUCAAUAACUCCAGGUGCUCCGUUUCCAGCCCUAGCCACGCCAAUAACAGGUCCACGCUGUCCAGUCCCACGGCCAGCACGGUGGGAUCUAUCUGCAGCCCCCUCAACAAUGCCUUCAGCUACGCGGCCUCGGGCACCCCCGCCGGGCCCGGGGCCGCCCGGGAUGUGGUUCCCAGCCCCGACACACACGAGAAAGGUGCUCACGAGGUCCCUUUCCCCAAGACCGAGGAGGUGGACAACGCCGUCUCCAACGGGGUGACCGCGGGCCAGCUUAACAUUGUCCAGUGCAUUAAAACCGAGCCCGAGGGCGCCUUUGGCAGCUCCUGCCUAGGAGGAAAUAGCAAAGUGGCCCCCGAUGCCCCGUUCUCGGUCCCCAUCAAGCAAGAAGCAACCAACAAGCACUCGUGUUCCGCCACGGCUUUCAAAGGGAACCCCCCGGUCAACCCGUUUCCUUUCAUGGAUGGCUCGUAUUUUUCCUUUAUGGAUGAUAAGGACUAUUAUUCGCUAUCAGGAAUUUUAGGACCCCCCGUGCCGGGCUUUGAUGGGAACUGCGAGGGCAGCGGGUUCCCCAUGGGGAUUAAGCAAGAACCCGACGAUGGGAGCUACUACCCCGAGGCCAGCAUCCCGUCCUCGGCCAUCGUGGGCGUGAAUUCAGGUGGACAGUCCUUUCACUACCGGAUUGGUGCUCAAGGUACAAUCUCUCUCUCACGAUCCGCUAGAGACCAGUCUUUCCAACACCUGACUUCCUUCCCGCCGGUGAAUACUCUCGUGGAGUCCUGGAAACCGCAUGGCGACGUGGCCUCCAGGAGAGGUGAUGGAUAUCCGGUCCUAGAAUACAUUCCAGAAAACGUGUCAAGCUCUACUUUACGAAGUGUUUCUACUGGAUCCUCAAGACCUUCCAAAAUAUGUUUGGUGUGUGGGGAUGAGGCUUCAGGAUGUCAUUAUGGGGUGGUAACCUGUGGCAGCUGCAAAGUGUUCUUCAAAAGAGCAGUGGAAGGACAGCACAACUAUUUAUGCGCUGGAAGAAAUGACUGCAUCAUUGAUAAAAUUCGACGGAAGAAUUGUCCUGCCUGUAGACUUCAGAAAUGCCUUCAAGCUGGGAUGAAUUUAGGAGCCCGAAAGUCAAAGAAGCUGGGCAAGUUAAAAGGGAUUCACGAGGGCCAGUCUCAGGAGCCCCCGCCCCCGCCCCCGCAGAGUCCCGAGGAAGGGACCACCUACAUCGCCCCGGCCAAGGAGCCAUCGGUCAACACAGCGCUCGUGCCACAGCUCUCCAGCAUCACCCGCGCCCUCACACCGUCCCCAGUCAUGGUCCUGGAAACCAUCGAGCCAGAAGUCGUGUACGCGGGCUAUGACAGCUCGAAGCCGGACACUCCCGAAGGUCUGCUGUCCACUCUCAACCGCUUAGCGGGCAAGCAGAUGAUUCAGGUGGUGAAGUGGGCAAAGGUACUUCCAGGAUUUAAAAACUUGCCUCUUGAGGACCAAAUUACCCUAAUCCAGUAUUCUUGGAUGUGUCUAUCAUCAUUUGCCUUGAGCUGGAGAUCGUACAAACAUACGAACAGCCAAUAUCUCUAUUUUGCGCCAGACCUAGUCUUUAAUGAGGAGAAGAUGCAUCAGUCGGCCAUGUAUGAACUCUGCCAGGGGAUGCACCAAAUCAGCCUUCAGUUCGUCCGCCUGCAGCUCACCUUUGAGGAGUACACCGUGAUGAAAGUCCUGCUGCUGCUAAGCACAAUUCCAAAGGAUGGCCUCAAAUGCCAGAGUGUGUUUGAAGAAAUGAGGACAAAUUACAUCAAAGAGCUGAGGAAGGUGGUGACAAAGUGCCCCAACAAUUCUGGGCAAAGCUGGCAGCGGUUCUAUCAAUUGACCAAGCUUCUGGACUCCAUGCAUGAUCUGGUGAGUGACCUGCUGGAAUUCUGCUUCUACACCUUCCGUGAGUCCCAGGCGCUGAAGGUGGAGUUUCCCGCCAUGCUGGUGGAGAUCAUCAGCGACCAGCUGCCCAAGGUGGAAUCCGGGAAUGCCAAGGCGCUCUACUUCCACCGGAAGUGACAGAGGCGGCCAGCCAACCGAGAAGAACUUUGCCUUAAACGUUUCCCCGUGUUAUUCUGCACCCACGACGGACCCAAGCAAUCCGAUUUUUAAACAGGUGAUGGUGGAUCGCACUUGUCCAGAAGUCUCUCAAGAUUUGAAAA